This is a messenger RNA of Heterostelium album PN500, 888 nucleotides long. It is a transcript of the gene panC, whose product is annotated as pantoate--beta-alanine ligase. The record is from RefSeq and is a predicted model, not a curated record. Bases 1 to 888 code for a protein of 295 amino acids. NCBI's taxonomy places the organism in Eukaryota, Evosea, Eumycetozoa, Acytosteliales, Acytosteliaceae. The transcript has a single exon. Gene Ontology annotation, biological process: pantothenate biosynthetic process. Gene Ontology annotation, molecular function: pantoate-beta-alanine ligase activity.
AUGGUUAUCAUUUGUAAAACAAUUCAAACAUUGAGAGAUGAGAUUAAAUUGAAAAAGAAAACGAUUAGAGCGUCGACCGGUAAGGAUGAACCGACUGUCGGAUUCGUUCCGACAAUGGGAUACUUGCAUCGCGGACACAUUUCGUUGGUCGAGCAAGCGAGAGCAGCCAACGAUAUAGUAGUAGCAUCGAUCUUUGUCAAUCCAACACAGUUUGCGCCACACGAAGAUCUGGCGAGCUAUCCCGUCGACAUCGAGUCGGAUGUGCGUCUUCUGACCGCUGCCAACGCCGACAUUCUAUUCCUGCCAUCAGUUGCCGAGAUGUACGGAACCGACGCAUCCACUUUUGUCGAGGUGACAUCGAUGGCACCGGUACUGGAGAGCGUUGCACGACCCGGACACUUCCGUGGUGUCGCCACUGUCGUCACCAAGCUGCUCAACAUCGUUUCGCCCGACGUCAUGUACAUCGGUCAGAAAGACGCAAUGCAAUGCGUUUGUCUGAGAAAGAUGGUACGCGAUCUCGCUUUCAAUACGCUGGUUGUCGUUGGCGACACCGUUAGAGAAUCGAACGGCUUGGCAAUGUCAAGUAGAAACAGCUAUCUCACACCGGAGGAACGUGAAGAAGCAGCACUCAUCUAUCGUGAGAUGACCAACAUGAAACAACACUAUCAGACCACCACCAGACAGGCGCUGGCCGACCUACUAAAAGACACACUGGAAUCCGGUUGCUCAAAGAUGAAAGUAGAUUAUAUCAGUUUGGCAAACGGUGACACCGGUAUAGAACUAGAGAACGACAGCGUCAUACCAAACGGUGCCAUCUUAUCAUUAGCUGUAUUCUUCCACGGUGCAAAUAGAAAAACAAGAUUAAUCGAUGUAAUCAUAUUAAAUUAA